AUGCGGGGGGGACAUGAGGAAGCUCUGGAUGACAGAUUAUCUGUGCGAUCCACGCCAGCAAAACGGGUCUCCCAAAAGGCGGAUCUGAUGCCGGUCAACCACAUCCAUCAGCAAGCGGCCGCCGCCGUCGAAAAGCUCCUUCGAGCCGGCGUCACCGGCAAAGGAGGAUGUACGAUCAAGGGGCUGACUCUCGCGCCGCACGUUCGAGCGAAAGCAGCAACGUACGCCGUCACUGUUGAGGCAGUCAAAUUCCUCCCAGUGCUCCUACAGGCACUGUUGAAAGAGAAGGUCGCCGUCAGGCGGCUGAACCUCCGUCCUGGGGUGAUUUAUGUCCUAGGGUACGAGAUGCUGGCAGGAAAAGGCAUCCAACCAAGAGGACGGGCAGAGCUUGCGAUGAUCAGGAUCAAAGAUGCGUUGCAAACGGCUGUCAAUCGCGUGAUCGCGGCGCAGGACUCACAGGAGUCGGCACCGCAAGGAUGUCAAAAUCACGGACGAUUCCGGUCCGUGAGAGUGAAUCUCAUAAAAAAAUCCGUUCAAGAAGCGGUCAGCUGGCUUGUGGCGCCGCCAGCGGAGCACGCCUCACUGGCCCUCCCGCUCACGGAUGUGCAGAUUGACAACAUGUUGCCAGAUGUGCUGCUUCUGCCGAAGGCAACGCGCAUGCAUGACCACCCGCUGGUCAAAAACGGGACCCUCGUGCUUCAAAGCUGGUCGAGCUGCCUCCCAGCACAUGCACUAGGUGUGCGCGACAACUGGAAGGUCCUGGACUGUUGCGCUGCUCCGGGGAACAAAACGACUCACGUCGCGUCAAUCCUGCGUGGGCGGUCCACAGUUGUCGCCUUCGACAAGAACGCAGCUCGCGUCGAAACCCUGAAGCAAAACACAGAGCGUGCGGGUGCGAGAAACGUGAUCGCUUAUGUGCAAGACUUUCUGGCAGUCGACGUCGUUGGAGAUUCUCGCCUACAGGAUGUUCAGGGAGUCAUCCUCGAUCCGUCUUGCAGCGGAUCCGGGACUUCUGCUUCGCGGCUCGAUUAUCUCACUGCAGACUCGAUUGAGAUGCACAAAAGACUAUUCGAAAUCAAGUCAGUCAAGGUCGACGAGAGCCAGCGUCUACGAAAGCUUGCGGGAUUCCAGAAGGCUGCCCUCAACCACGCGCUGCAAAUACCUUCUGUGCGACGGCUUGUAUACAGCACUUGCAGUACUCACGUCGAAGAGAACGAAGAAGUCGUUGCAGCCGUGAUCGCGCGGGCUGAAAAACUGGGUUUCUGCUUGGUUGACCCCUUCCCGAGUUGGCAUCGUCGUGGCCUGCCGGGAGUGCUGGAAGGCUCGCACCUGCUUGUGCGGGUGGACGAGCAGCAGGACGGCAGCGAUGGAUUUUUUCUGGCCUGCUUCGAACGCGCUUCAGCAAGCAAGGCAACUGCAUCUACGAUAACUUCGUCUGUUUCCCCGAAGCAAAAACCUUUUUUGGACCUCAAACUUGCGAGCAGCGGGACAGCUGACAAGUCUGUGCGGAAAAUGUCGCAUGUCGCGCAGCACUCACGCGAAGGCCAUCAUGCCAGGCUGUCUGCAGCGCUCCAGGCGGCCCAUCGAAAAAAGAAAUCCAGGCACGCACUAUGA
Messenger RNA from Pedinophyceae sp. YPF-701, 1614 nucleotides. NCBI's taxonomy places the organism in Eukaryota, Viridiplantae, Chlorophyta, Pedinophyceae. The record is from the annotation of a GenBank genome assembly.